AUGGAUUCCUCAAAUUAUGGAUUCGGAGGAUCAUCAUCACCAUACGAUUCGGAGGAGCAUGGUUCAAGCGGAACUAGUAUUUUAGGAGCUGGGGCCCGAGCCGAAUUCAAUCAUCGAGAACUGGCACUGGAUAAUUAUUCUACUAAGAUUUGCAAUCGUAGUUUCUGGGUUGGUUUUAGCCUGCAACUACCAGUAGGUGUUCAUAAAGGAGAUGAAUCCGAGGGCAUAAAUAAUUCCUAUAGCUUAGAAAAUCAUCAUUUCAGAGGGCCUUUCCAUCUCUUGCUCAUUUUAGCUGUUACAUGCCUUGGAAAUGUGAUUCUGCUUGUUGCAUGGAGGUGGCUCGGCAAAAUAACAAAGAAGAGAAAGGGCAUUAAGAUGAACGAGAGGUUCUUUGAACGAAAUGGGGGCUUGCUUUUACAACAGUUGUUAAAUUCUUUUGGUGCCAAUGUUGCUAGAUCAUUCAAACUCUUCAAGUUAACGGAGUUAAAUAAGGCGACUGACCAUUUUAAUGUGAAAAGAGUACUCGGUCGAGGAGGUCAAGGUAUUGUUUAUAAAGGAAUGCUAGAAGAUGGAAGAAUUAUUGCGAUAAAGAAGUCCAAUGUGGUUGAUGAAGGGAAAAUUGAAGAGUUCAUUAACGAGAUUGUUAUUUUGGCCCAAAUUAACCAUAGAAAUGUGGUUAAGCUAUUAGGGUGUUGUUUGGAAGCUGAGGUUCCUUUAUUGGUUUAUGAAUUCAUCUCCAAUGGAACCCUUUUUCAGUAUCUUCAUGAUCAAAAUGAAGAGUUUCCGCUCAAAUGGGAGACACGUCUACGAAUUGCUACAGAAGUUUCAAGUGCGCUUUCUUAUAUGCACUCAGGUGCUUCCUUUUCCAUAUUCCAUCGUGACAUCAAGUCGACAAAUAUACUCUUAGAUAAUAAUUAUACAGCAAAAGUAGCUGACUUUGGGGCAUCAAGAUCAAUUUCCAUAGAUAAAACUCAUCUGAGCACAAUAAUAUUGGGGACUUUGGGGUACUUGGACCCAGAAUACUUCCAAUCAAGUCGAUUGACCGAAAAAAGUGAUGUCUACAGCUUUGGAGUAGUCCUUGUAGAGCUUUUAACAGGACAAAAACCAAUAUUUUUAGGAUCAUCACAGGAAAACAUAAGUUUGGCAGCUUAUUUCAUCCGUUGUAUGAAGGAGAAACGUUUGUAUGAUAUUCUUGAUGCUCAAGUGAAGCAGGAUGGGAAAAAGGAUGAGAUUAUGGUAUUUGCGAACCUUGCUAAAAGUUGCUUAAACCAAAUUGGGAAGGAACGACCUACAAUGAAAGAAAUCGUAAUAGAGUUGGAGGGAAUUCCAUUAUCAAAAAAGAAGAAAGUGUCAUUCAGAGAAGUUAUAAAGAGGUUCAGAAAGGGAGAUUGAAGCAAUUCAUGAAAUUUGGGUUUCUAAUUUAAUCGGUUCGUCUUUCAACAAUGGAUCUCCUGCCGUGUCUAUCCAGUUAUUGUUAAUUACAAUAUGUUAUAAUAAAGAUGUGUGUAGGUUAUCAAAAGCCUCUUGUUGUAGCAUUCAAAAUAUUCUUUCAUGCAUGGCCUAAGAUCUUUCUUGCUCAUUCAAUAAUGUUAAUAGUUCGUUUUCGUAAAA
This is a messenger RNA of Pistacia vera, 1611 nucleotides long. Its product is annotated as wall-associated receptor kinase-like 1. Gene Ontology annotation, biological process: cell surface receptor signaling pathway; protein phosphorylation. Bases 1 to 1392 code for a protein of 463 amino acids. Lineage: Eukaryota; Viridiplantae; Streptophyta; Magnoliopsida; Sapindales; Anacardiaceae. Gene Ontology annotation, molecular function: protein serine/threonine kinase activity; ATP binding. The record is from RefSeq and is a predicted model, not a curated record. Gene Ontology annotation, cellular component: plasma membrane. The transcript has 4 exons.